Lodderomyces pseudojiufengensis is the source of this 558-nucleotide messenger RNA. It is a transcript of the gene SPC3, whose product is annotated as signal peptidase complex subunit. NCBI's taxonomy places the organism in Eukaryota, Fungi, Ascomycota, Pichiomycetes, Serinales, Debaryomycetaceae. The coding region runs from base 1 to 558 and encodes 185 amino acids. The record is from RefSeq and is a predicted model, not a curated record. The transcript has a single exon. Gene Ontology annotation, cellular component: signal peptidase complex; membrane. Gene Ontology annotation, biological process: protein targeting to ER.
AUGUUUAAUUUGGUUACCAGGGUUCAAUCUGCUGCCAAUCAAACGCUCACUUCAGCAAGUAUUUUGACAGGGAUUGUCAUUGUACUUACUUUACUUCAAUUGUUUAAAGAUAACGUCUGGGGAAUAGAUACUACGACAAUUUCAAAUAUUGAAUCCAAAUCAUCAAUAAAAUACUCAUUCCAAUAUGGUUCUAUAAAUCGAAAACCCAAAGAAAAUGUCAAGAUAGCAUUUGAUUUGAAUACGGACUUAACCAAAUUGUUCAAUUGGAAUACAAAACAAAUUUUUGUAUAUUUGACAGCGGAGUAUCCAGGUAAAUCUGAAGGAAGUUCAAAUAAAGUCACUUUUUGGGAUAAAAUAAUUCAAAACAAAGAAGACGCAAUAAUAAAUUUAAAGAACCAAAAAAGUAAAUACUCAGUAUGGGAUGUUGAAAAGGGAUUUAGAGGAAGAAAUGCCACCGUCAAACUAGAAUGGAAUAUUCAACCACACAUUGGUCCAUUAAUUUUCGGGGAAACAACUAACAUCGGCUCAUUUGAAUUUCCAAGAACCGGUAGCACGUAA